AUGGCGGGGGUGCUGCGCUGCCAAUCUACCCCCUCCCCACACACACACAUCCGCCCACCACCACCGUAUUCACUCUUCCUGCUUGCCGCUGCCACCCUCAAAAAAAUGCCCUCAAAUGCUGACAAAUUUCAAACACACGAGAGAGAGAGAGAAAUUCAAAACCGCUCUGAGUGGUCCACCCUCUCUCUCUCCUCUCUCUCUCUCUCUCUCUCUCUCUCUCUCUCUCUCUCUCUCUCUCUCUCUCUCUCUCUCUCUCUCUCUCUCUCUCUCUCUCUCUCUCUGGGCCUGAAUGGCAGUGCAGUUGCCCGUUUGGAUCAGCAAGAGGUGUCUGGAUCCCGCGCUCGCUCACCCUCGGUUCAAGGCUU
Messenger RNA from Monosiga brevicollis MX1, 365 nucleotides. RefSeq lists its product as uncharacterized. Lineage: Eukaryota; Choanoflagellata; Craspedida; Salpingoecidae. The transcript has 2 exons. The annotation marks the transcript as partial. The record is from RefSeq and is a predicted model, not a curated record.